AUGGUUUCCGUUAACAAAGCAUCUUAUCCCAAGUCACAAUUCAAGAAGGUAUUGAAUUCUAAGACAACUUACCAAUUUAAAAAUGAUGAUAGCGACUUGUUGAUCUAUUUACUCUAUGUUGAUUAUGUCAACAAACUUAUGAACAAGGGCCGUGAUAUACAAGAAAGAAGCGGUAGUACAGAGAUUUCUACGAAUCAUUUAGAAUUGGCUAAUAGCGAGUUGCUGAAACGCUAUAGAGGCUAG
Molecule: messenger RNA, 243 nt
Organism: Debaryomyces fabryi
Lineage: Eukaryota; Fungi; Ascomycota; Pichiomycetes; Serinales; Debaryomycetaceae
Exons: 1
Coding region: 1-243 (80 amino acids)
Molecular function (GO): protein heterodimerization activity
Source: RefSeq, a predicted model, not a curated record